AUGUCACUGACGUGCUUCACCCGCUGUCCUUCCAAGUGCGACGAUUGUCUUCUCAGUACCGCCACGCGGUCGGCGGAAGCGCGCCGCAUACAGGACGGACGUUGCGGUGAGAUACGAGUCGGCCGGGUGGUGCGCAUGGCAGAAGCAACCCCAGCACAGGGCCGUAGCAAGCGGGUCGCACUCGGGGCCAUGGCAGCAUGCAGCGGUUCGACUUCGGACCCCGAAGACAGACAGACCGCCGCGGAACCACGAACUCCCAGUUGGAAUAUCAAAACACUCACGCGCACCUUCAGCCAAGACACAUCCACGAGCACCGCCACCUGGUUCUCGGGCACCGGCACCCUGCUCAAGUCCAAGCACGAGGAAGAUCCGCCCGCCCACUACGAGACGCGCUUCUGCACCUUGGGCUUCGCGCUCAAGAUCGUCGAAUGGACUCUUUGUAUUUUGUGUACUGGCCUGUUCUUUGAAGGGAGUGCUCUAAUAUAUGAUUUCAAAAAACAGCUAGUCCCAUAUAUUGCAUACUGGACUUAUAUGAUGAUAACAGGAGUCGUUAUUCUAAGCUAUCUUUUGGGACAGAAAAUGAGAGAGAUGCUGAUUCGCAUUUACAAUAUUAUAGGAGCACUAAUGUUCUUCAUAGCUGCAAUAAUUAUAUUCUCGAUAACGGUUGAAAACUGGGAGUCAUGGAACCGGGUAGAUCCAACCACACCGCCACCACCAACAACAACAGCAUCACCCAAGAAGCAGCGAAAUUAUGAAGAUGUCGCUCCACAACUCGAAUUUCAGAUGAAAUAA
Molecule: messenger RNA, 792 nt
Organism: Gryllus bimaculatus (two-spotted cricket)
Lineage: Eukaryota; Metazoa; Arthropoda; Insecta; Orthoptera; Gryllidae
Source: the annotation of a GenBank genome assembly